AUGCUUCAAGAGAUCAACCUGCAAAAUGGUUUCCUCUUGUCAGUCAAAAAUAAGGAUAGCGGGGUUGGGAAAUCAAGCAUCAUUUCUCGGUUUACCAAUGACCGCUUUGAACGCGCUACGAACCCUACCAUUGGAGCAUUCUUCAUAAAUAAAACUGUGUGGUAUGGGAAGGAGCUUCAUAAAUUUGUCAUCUGGGACACAGCUGGUCAGGAACGGUUUGAUGCCUUGGUUCCAAUGUACUACCGAGGUUCAACAGCAGCCGUGAUCGUUUAUGAUGUCACCAAAUGGACUUCGUUUUAUACUUUGAAGAAAUGGGUGCAAGAACUAAAAGAACACGAGCCUGAAGACAUUAUAAUUGCUAUUGCUGGAAACAAAUGUGAUAUUUCUGAUAUCAGGAAGGUUCCUCUGAAGAUGGCCAAAAACUAUGCAGAAUCCAUAGGUGCAAUUUAUCUUGAAACCAGUGCAAAGAGUGGUUGUAACAUUGCUGAACUUUUUAAAGCAAUCAGUGAGUAA
Indicator indicator is the source of this 513-nucleotide messenger RNA. RefSeq names its product RAB31, member RAS oncogene family (gene RAB31). Lineage: Eukaryota; Metazoa; Chordata; Aves; Piciformes; Indicatoridae. The transcript is spliced from 6 exons. The coding region runs from base 1 to 513 and encodes 170 amino acids. Gene Ontology annotation, molecular function: GTPase activity; GTP binding. The record is from RefSeq and is a predicted model, not a curated record.